GGUACCCAGUUCCCAAACCUGCAUUGAUCUCACUUCUGGAGGGAGGGGAUAUGGCUUGGGGCCUGGAAACACAGGAUGAUCCCCCGACAGAGAGGACCAAAAACAUCUGUAAAGAGGUAACAGUCUGCGUGGGCCAGACCUGAGCUAGCCGCCCGGGCUGCGGCCACAGCUGGCCGGGCGUGACCACCGCCAAGGCGGAGAGACCUUGCUCCUAGAGAGGCCCGGCCGCCUGGUGACGCACAUCCGGCAGCGCCGGGGAGCAGCUGGCUGCGGAGGUGAGUGCAGGGCUCCGGGCCCCGUGGGCCGUGCCCUGUCCCACAGGCUCUGGGUCUGGCUGAGACUCACUCCCACCCUGGGUGCAGCUGGGUCUCCGGUGGCCUACGCUGCCAGGAGGCCCAGGCUGGGAGAGGGAGCAGGGCGGCGGCCCGGGGUGCUCUUCCGCGCUCCUCGACUCCAGCUUUGGGGUUUGUGGCUCAGUAGGUUGCGCCCAUUGGAAGGGGAAAUCCAUGUUGCUGUCCCAGCCACGAGGUCCCGAGCAUUUAGCACUUGAUCAGCUGGGGGAAGAUGUGUCGGUGCAGCUAAAGGGUGGAAUAUUUGCGGGCAUGAAGCGGCCCGAGGUGAUACCACAAGUCGUUUGAUAUGCUGAGGUCUGGCAGGAACAUUAACCUAUGUGCAUCCCAAGUAUGGACCGUGUGGUCCCAGGCUCCUGACAUAGGGUCAAGAAUUAGGGCCGCGUGGGAGCACAGAGCCCCUCCCAGUCACCCGGCAGCAGAAGCCCGGCUUUUGGAGGACACUGUCUCUUGGAGCAGUGUCAGCCCUAAAAGUAAUAAAAAGCAUCCAUGAACAUACCACUCAAUUAAGAAAGAGAAGAUUGCCAGUACUGCUGAAUUUAUCAAUGUAUUCCUCCUCCUCAACCCAACUCCCAGCCUUCAACCCCUAGAGCUCCAGUCCUUCUCUGAGAGGGGGACCAGGGGAUGGCAGCCAUGCACCUGACAGCCUGGCCCCAGGGCCUGAGCCAUGGAAUUGGCCCUAGGGCAGCAGGAACCUGUUGUUUCAGAAGUUGGUGACCUUUGAGGACGUGGCUGUGUACUUCACCCAGGCGGAAUGGAAUGGUCUGUCCCCUGCACAGAGGACCCUGUACAGGGAUGUGAUGCUGGAGAAUUAUGGGAAUGUGGCCUCCCUGGGAUUUCCACUUCUCAAACCUGCUGUGAUCUCACAACUGGAGGGAGGAGGUGAGCUGGGGGGCCCAUCUCCACUGGCUGCAGGAACAGGCCUCUGGGGCCUCCGGACUGUAGAUAUUCAGACUGACAAUGAUUUGACAAAGGAAAUGUAUGAAGGAAAAGAGAAUGUAUCAUUUGAACUUCAAAGGGACUUUUCCCAGGAAACAGACUUUUCAGAAGCCUCUCUUCUAGAGAAACAACAGGAAGUCUACUCAACAGGAAAUACAAAGAAGGAGAAGAGCAACAGCAUUGAUGGAACAGUGAAAGAUGAGACAAGCCCCAUGGAGGAGUGUUUUUUUAGUCAAAGUUCGAACUCAUAUCAGUGUCAUACCAUCAGGGGAGAGCAGCGCUCUGGGUGUACAGGAUUGGGGAAAGCCAUCAGCUUUGAUACAAAACUCGUUAAGCAUGAAAUAAUUAAUUCUGAGGAAAGACCUUUCAAAUGUGAAGAAUUAGUGGAGCCCUUUAGGUGUGACUCUCAACUUAAUCAACAUCAAGAAAACAACACUGAGGAAAAGGCUUAUCAGUGUUCGGAGUGUGGCAAAGCUUUCAGCAUUAACGAGAAAUUAAUUUGGCAUCGAAGACUUCACAGUGGGGAGAAACCCUUCAAAUGUGUGGAGUGUGGGAAAAGCUUCAGCUACAGUUCCCAUUAUAUCACACAUCAGACAAUCCACAGUGGGGAGAAGCCCUAUCAGUGUAAGGUGUGUGGGAAGGCCUUCAGUGUUAAUGGAAGUCUAAGUAGGCAUCAGAGAAUCCAUACGGGAGAAAAGCCCUAUCAGUGCAAGGAGUGUGGAAAUGGCUUCAGCUGUAGUUCUGCAUAUAUUACACAUCAGAGAGUCCACACUGGGGAGAAACCUUACGAGUGUAAUGACUGUGGGAAAGCUUUCAAUGUUAAUGCAAAAUUAAUUCAGCAUCAGAGAAUCCACACUGGGGAGAAGCCUUAUGAAUGUAAUGAAUGUGGAAAAGGCUUCAGGUGCAGCUCCCAGCUUAGGCAGCAUCAGAGCAUCCACACAGGAGAAAAGCCUUAUCAGUGUAAAGAGUGUGGAAAAGGCUUCAAUAAUAAUACAAAACUCAUUCAGCAUCAGAGAAUCCACACAGGUGAGAAACCCUAUGAAUGCACUGAAUGUGGAAAAGCCUUCAGUGUCAAAGGGAAGUUAAUCCAACACCAGAGAAUUCACACAGGCGAGAAACCCUAUGAGUGUAAUGAAUGUGGGAAAGCCUUCAGGUGUAACUCCCAAUUUCGGCAGCAUCUGAGAAUUCACACUGGGGAGAAGCCCUAUGAGUGUAAUGAGUGUGGAAAGGCCUUCAGCGUUAAUGGGAAACUAAUGAGGCAUCAGAGAAUUCACACUGGGGAGAAGCCUUUUGAAUGUAAUGAAUGUGGGAGAUGCUUUACUUCUAAAAGAAACCUACUUGAUCAUCACCGAAUCCAUACUGGAGAAAAGCCCUAUCAAUGUAAGGAAUGUGGGAAAGCCUUCAGUAUCAAUGCCAAACUAACUAGGCAUCAGAGGAUACAUACUGGGGAGAAACCUUUCAAAUGUAUGGAAUGUGAGAAAGCGUUCAGCUGUAGUUCUAACUAUAUUGUGCACCAGAGAAUUCACACUGGAGAGAAACCCUUUCAGUGUAAAGAGUGUGGAAAAGCCUUCCAUGUUAAUGCCCAUUUAAUUCGGCAUCAGAGAAGCCACACUGGGGAGAAACCCUUCAGAUGUGUGGAAUGUGGCAAAGGCUUCAGCUUUAGUUCUGACUACAUUAUACAUCAGACAGUCCACACUUGGAAGAAACCCUAUAUGUGUAGUGUGUGUGGGAAAGCAUUCAGGUUUAGCUUCCAGCUCAGUCAGCAUCAGAGUGUCCAUAGUGAAGGAAAAUCCUAAUAAUGAGAAAGAUGUAGAAAACUCUCAAGAUUAAUGCCAAAAUGGAUCAAGUAUCAUCAGAUUCACCCAUUGAAAAACCCCCAAGAGGGAAAGAAUAUGGCAGAGUCUUCAUAGGGAAACAGUUUUUAUUCUAUUCAAUUUUUAAUCAAGAAAGGAUGACCACUUAAAGAGAAACAUCCAAGAAUAAAGAGCUUUGUUUUGUACCAACAGGAAUUAGAAAAUAUAAUGAAAGAAAAGAUUUCAUUCCCAGCAGCAUCAAGAAAAGUAGAUUUUCUAGAAAUAAACAGUUAUGGAAGACUUGUAUGGAGAAAUUUAAGUCUUCACUGAGAGCCACUUUAGAAAGGAAAUUUGAAUAAAUGGAGAGAGAGAGAAGCCUUGUUGUUGGAUAGGAAAACCCAUACUAAAGAUACUCUACCCGCAUUAAUUUAUUUGUUUAAUUUUUGACAACAAGCAUGUAUUACUUUUGAAAAGAUGAAAAAUAAAGAUUUAUUUAAAAAAGGAAAAA
Messenger RNA from Chlorocebus sabaeus (green monkey), 3590 nucleotides. It is a transcript of the gene ZNF23, whose product is annotated as zinc finger protein 23. The record is from RefSeq and is a predicted model, not a curated record. Lineage: Eukaryota; Metazoa; Chordata; Mammalia; Primates; Cercopithecidae. Gene Ontology annotation, biological process: regulation of transcription by RNA polymerase II. Gene Ontology annotation, molecular function: DNA-binding transcription factor activity, RNA polymerase II-specific; RNA polymerase II cis-regulatory region sequence-specific DNA binding.